AUGAGCAAUUCCCCUGAUGGCGCGACUACGGUGACCGCGCCGGUAGAGAAUUCAUCCACUCCGACCUCCAACAAUGCCGACGCCAUCGCCCAAGGCAAGGAAAAGGCCAAAGAGGUAUUGGCUGCCUCUGGCAUCGAUGUCACGACCAAUGAUACACCUGCGGAAACCAAUGGUCACCGCGCCAGCCCUAGUCCAAACCGCAACCGAAAGCGAAAACGCGAAACCCUUCUUGAACGAAUACAAGCCGAUGAGUACGUCCAGCGCGAAUAUCACUACAAAGGCCUCCUAGCCGAGCAACUUCACCACCCUGUUCUGUCACAGCAGAAAAAACAAGAGCUCGCACUGUACCAGACCCUGCGCCCGCGACGCGAACAUGACCCCGGUUCCAUCUUUGGGUAUGGCUAUGAAGGCUUUGGCAAUCCCAGAACGGACGACAAAACCAUCCGCGACCCUAUCAUAUACCCUCGACAGAGAAGACCGGGCAAAAGGAAAACGCUGCCACCCCAAGUGUCUAGGAAAGACCAGAUGGGCCAGGCUGAACAACCUGAAGAACUUAUCCCUAUCCGGCUCGACAUCGAUUGGGGGAAGAUAAAAUUACGUGACACAUUUACGUGGAACAUCAAUGAUCGCACAACAUCGCUGGACUACUUUGCCGAGAAACUGGUUGAGGAUUUUAGUCUCGAGGUCCAGCAUUGUCGUCCGCUCGUACAGGCCGUUGCAACCAGUAUGCGAGACCAAAUCAGCGACUACUGUCCGCAGAUUUAUACCGACGAAGAGCCCUCGGAACCGCUGCUACCGUACUUCGCAUACAAGAACGAUGAGAUGCGCAUUUUAAUAAAGCUCAACAUAACCAUUGGUCAAAACACCCUUAUCGAUCAAUUCGAGUGGGAGAUUAACAAUCCUUACAACUCCCCAGAAGAAUUCGCACGCCAAAUGACAAACGACCUGUCUUUGGCAGGAGAGUUUACGACCGCGAUCGCGCACUCGAUACGCGAACAGUGUCAGUUGUUUUCUAAAUCCCUACAUAUCACGGGCUAUCCAUUCGACGGUAGACCUAUUGAAGAUCCCGAUCUCCGAGAGAACUUCCUACCGUCACCUAUACCUGUCACAUUUCGCCCUUAUCAAUCAGCCAAAGAUUACUCACCUUAUCUUUACGAGCUCAACGAUGCGGAUCUUGAACGCACAGAGCUCUCCAUCUCAAGAGAGCAGCGAAGACAGAAACGGUCGACCAAUAGGCGCGGUGGCCCUGCUCUUCCGGAUCUGAAAGACCGCCAACGGACGAUAAGAUCGCUCGUGGUGUCAUCUGUUAUUCCGGGAGGUGCAUUCAGCAUGGAAGAAAGUCGAAUCUUUAGGGUUCCCAAAGCCACUCGACGAUCGACCCGAGGAGCAGGUCAACGAGAUGGGUUUGAGGACUCCGAUGACUCAGACAGCGAAGAAUCUGGUCCAGACUCACCAGCUAUACCUACGCACUUGUUGCAACAAGGGACCCGAAUCAGGAGUGCCCGCAACGCCGCUUUGACGGCAACAGCGGGUAUCCGAUCCAAUCUCAGUGGUCUGGCGUCUGUGAGGUCAGCAACGCCUGAAUCAGUCGCACCGUCACAUCACGAAGGACGCGCUUCAGCGAGAAAGAGGGACUACAAGGAGGAAAGUGACGACGAGGACUCUGCUCCAGAGAAACUAGUGGUCGUUCUGAAAAUGGGGAAAACCAAACUCCGUGAAUGGGCGCGUUCACAGCGACUGAGGGAUAGGGCUGGCAUUGUCGCGAAUGCCUCAAAUCAAGGUAGUCCUCGGGCAGGGACGCAUUCAAGGUCUGUGUCAGCUGCCCCGGCUGCUCCGUUGAAUCUGGCUGUUAUGCCUCCCCCACCGUCGCCCGCCGGAGCUCCUACAGAGAUUCCGGGUGCUGUUGAUGCUACCUGGCAUCCUCCGGGUCCGUCGCAUCCUGCACCUGCGCCACCUGACUGGCUCGCGCGAGAUAUCGAGAGACUUCAAAAGGUCUAUCCCAAUGACCAUUUUGAGGCACUCAUGAAACAUACGGCCAUCGAUCCGAAGACACAGAAGCUUAUCACACCAAACGAGGCGAACCGGUCGUUUGUGCACAAGUACGUCCCUCGCAUUCGUUGUCGGGAUUGUCCGGGCAAAACCUACAUGCCAGGUCCAGGAAUGACAGCCGAAGGAUUCGAAGCUCAUUUGAAGAACCGGCAGCACAGAUCCAAUGUGGAAGAGCGGCAGGCAAAAGGCUAA
Molecule: messenger RNA, 2241 nt
Organism: Exophiala xenobiotica
Lineage: Eukaryota; Fungi; Ascomycota; Eurotiomycetes; Chaetothyriales; Herpotrichiellaceae
Exons: 2
Coding region: 1-2241 (746 amino acids)
Biological process (GO): regulation of transcription by RNA polymerase II; chromatin remodeling
Cellular component (GO): nucleus; nuclear chromosome; SWI/SNF complex
Molecular function (GO): transcription coregulator activity
Source: RefSeq, a predicted model, not a curated record